Ictalurus furcatus (blue catfish) is the source of this 2610-nucleotide messenger RNA. RefSeq names its product zinc finger protein 84. The transcript is spliced from 5 exons. NCBI's taxonomy places the organism in Eukaryota, Metazoa, Chordata, Actinopteri, Siluriformes, Ictaluridae. Gene Ontology annotation, molecular function: DNA binding. The record is from RefSeq and is a predicted model, not a curated record. Bases 99 to 1325 code for a protein of 408 amino acids.
UUUACAUUAUUUGCAUGAGUAGUUGGUGCUGGCGGUUUCCCUCCAUAAAAAGGGCAGCUAUAUAAGUAGCGAAUACACAUAUAGGCCCAUUCUUCAGAAUGGAUUCCGAUAUACUGAAGAUAGAGGAGAUCGUGAUGGGAGGUGGGGAGACUGCUGCCCCUGCUGACGUGAACGCUGAGAAAGCGGGGAAGCCGUACACCGCGAUCAUCAUCCAGGAUCCUCCUCCAGCACCUGUCCUUCAGUCCUACCAGCAUGAGAGCUUGCAGUGUUUCCAGUGUUUUAUAACCUUCUGUAACUCCAAAGCCAAGGAAAGGCAUAUGAAGAAGAGUCACCGUGAAGAAUACAAACAGCAACUGCAGCAGUGUGACACACUCUUCACCUGUUAUGUUUGUGAUCGCACAUUCCCAUCCUCUGAGGAACUAACACUGCAUCAGUCUACUCACAACAAGGAAGACAAACCCUUCAAGUGCGCACACUGCGGAGAGAGCUUCCGUACAUUCUCAGAGUUGACCACACACCGGCGGCAGGUGUGUUACGGGCGUCAGUUUUUGUGUAGAGAAUGCAACGAGACGUUCCGGAGCCAAGCACUUCUCCGUACUCACCGUCUGGCCCAGCACCCUGCGCGCCCGGAUGGAGACGACACUGACAAUCCUAGCAAAACCCACCGCUGUGGUAAAUGUGGCAGGGGAUUUGAAGAGGAGUCUGAGCUGCUGAGCCAUCAAGAAAACCACGCAGCGAACCAGCACUGCAAUGGCAGCAGCCCUGUCAAGAGGCGUGGCCGGCCUCCCAAAGCCGAAACAAGCUUGGCGACUGGAGAGAAGAAGCAAAAACGUAGCAAAAACGAAGAAAAUGAAAUUGCAGAGAAAUCAGAGGACGCACCCGCAGCGCCCCCAGCACCACCAGCACCACCAGCAGUUGAGGCUAAACCCAAAACAGUGGGAAGGCGAGGGCGGCCACCAAAAUCUGCCUCGCAGGAUCCCAAAUCUGACGAAGACAAAUCUGACAGCAAGAAAACAAAGGCGGCUUCUCCGACAGCUCGCCAGAUCCCGUGCCCAGAGUGUGACCUUUUUUUCUCUGCACCAGCUCAACUCCGGGCGCAUAAGAAAGAGAAGCACACACAGCGCAAGGCACAUCCAUGCCAGGAGUGCGAGGAGAGCUUCAACCGUGCUGAGCAGUUGGAGGCCCACAUGGCCCGCGCACACAAGGCUGGCCGUUACUCCUGCUCGACAUGUGGCAAGAGCUUUGGCCGAGAGAGCAACCUUAAAGCCCACCAACAAAGCCAUGGGAAGGAGGAUGAGAAGUCUGCUGGGGGCGGCAAGAGAUAAGCUGAGCGUGAGAGAGGAAUGAGGCUUUGACGGAAAUGGGUUAGGGCUUUCAAGGUUUCUAAAGCAACCUUUAGUGGAAGAAAAUGAAAAAAAAACAUGUUUUGGUUUAUAGUUUGGAGACAGGCUUGAGAUGCUUUGAGUGGGCGAGACUCUUUAGAGUUUCGUGUGAAAACUGGAAACCUGAAAGUCCCAUUUGGCUUCCUCAUUUCAUUCUGACAUGUUUUAAUAGCUGUGGCAUAAGUAUAUGAUUUGGGCCACAAUUUAAAAUGUAUAGCAUAAUCAAACCCAUGUCUCACAUAUGCCAGAAUUGUAGGGGCAUGAACCUGAUUUAAAAAAAAAAAAAGAAGAAGAAGAAAGAAAGAAAAGGAAAAAAAAAAAAAAGCCCAGUCUUAGUGAAAGGAUUUGCAUUAGGCUUUUAUUCAAAUAUUUUAAUGUAAUUUUUUUUAUAAAUAUGAGUGCGUUGUUUUUACAUUAUAUUUUAGAAGUUUUGGGACGAAAGGUAUGCCUAAAUGGAAUUAGUGUUUUCUGAUGGUAAGCAUCAAUUAGCGAAUUAGCAGAUUUAUUUAAUUUCCUGUUGCACCACAAGGCGUUACUUUUAACUUUGUUACAUGUGACUAGCGAUUCAGAGCUGUUAUAAGAGAUGAUUACUCAUGUUACCCCAUUUUUUUUUUUAAUAAAAAAUUCUAAUUUUAUUUGUUUAUAAUAAUCUGUGACUCCUAAUCAUAAUUACACAGCAAACUGACAUGUACAGAAGCUGUUGCUGUGUAGAAGUAAAUUCAGUCUUUCUCCAGCUACUUGUUUUAAGAAGAGGUCUAACAUGCCUGGUCUAACAUUUAUCUGAGCUAACCUUUUUAAUUCUGCACAUGCACUCUUUGUAUUCAUUAAAACUUUAACCAGCAAUUGUAUUACUAUGAUUUACUUGAUGGCGGUUGUUCAAUGUGAACGUGAUACCUCUCAUUUUAUCAUAGUAAUGCAGAUACGUUUUUAAACUCUUAAAAGCAGCUACAUGAUGCAGGUUUAAUUGUCCUCAUUUGAAUCCGAAUAGUUAGCUCACGUCUGUCUCGGUGUUAUCAAGCAAGUAAAAAUGUUUCCUCUGACAUCUGUAAAUUAAUGCAUACACCCUGGCCCAUGUUUUGAUGAUUUUAUUUUAUUUUUUUUAAACAUUAGUAAUGCACAAACUUUGACCACUGUAGCCCUCUGGGGGGAAAAAUGUAUCCUGUGUCUUCAAUUUAAUUUUCCCCAUGUUGCCUAAAUGGUUUAAAAUUAAAGAAAACCACCUUAAGGA